ACAAGGUUUUCUGCGAAUUCUCUUACAUGGAUACUGUGAGUGCAGAGAGUUAUCAAUGUGUCAGGUACUUCUGCACCACCGGCAGCGGUCUGGAACCAUUUCUUGUUGAUGAAGUAAAGCGCAAACUGCUGGCCGUUGAUGUGGAGUUCAUCUCUGGCAGAGUGUUCUUCACUACUGGUGCAGCCAUGGAGAGCAUCAUCCAUCUGAAAUCUGCAGAGAGGCUCUUCCUGUUGCUACACCGAUCUCCACCCAUCCGAGCUCCAGUCAAUCAGGCAAAGGCCGCCAGUGUGGUGCAGCAGAGCGUUGUGGGAGAUUCUGAGGUCUGGAAGGGAGCUCUUGGCACCUGGAGCCGCCUCAGAGCCAGGCUUACAGGCGCUAAGACAACCCGGAAGAGAAAGAGAGAAGAGGGUCAGGAUGAGGAAGAGGAAGAGGACAAGCACACAGAGACCCAGCCAAGUCACCCAAGGGACACCCAGAGUGGUGUGAGUGAGCCUCAGACAGACUCUGAGCAGCCAAGGACAACUUUCCGAGUGAGCUGCCGCUCCAGUGGAGUUGUGGCAAAGCGCUUCAGCCCACAGGACUUGAGUCGGCUCAUAGGGAGCGCCAUAACCAAACAACUGAACUGGCGAGCACACCUGAAAGAGCCUGACUUGGAGGUGAAUGUGUAUUUAAGUGAUGACCACUGUGUGGUUGGGAUAUUGCUAUCAAGCCAUCCCUUAGCCAAACGCAGCUACAUUAAGCACACUGGUCUCAGAUCGACUGUGGCGUGGGCUAUGACCUCCGUCUCAAACACAAAGGAAGGUGCUGUCAUCAUUGACCCGAUGUGUGGAGUGGGCACCAUUUUGCUGGAGGCGGCUCAGGAAUGUCCGAAUGCAUGUUUCUUUGGACUGGACAGUGAUGUGGGUCAGCUACAGAAGGCUGCAGAGAAUGUGGAAUAUGCCCAGCUGACGGGUAGAGUCCAGCUACUGCAAGCAUCAGCUAUGGGAAUCCCUCUGCCGUCUGGCUCUGUGGACGUGGUCAUCUGCGAUGUCCCUUUUGGUAGGAAGUUCAGCUGUGGCUCCAGCAUGGCUACCGCUCUCCCAGACAUAGUCAAAGAGAUGGAGAGAGUUCUCUGUGUUGGCGGGUCUCUUGUGCUCCUCUUGAGUCUCCAGCUCUCUACUCUACUAAAGAAGAAAAUUGUUAAGGACGCGCUCCCAUGUCCAGCCACCACCGCGGCGCCCUCCCCUGCCUCAGACACCCUCCUCAGUUCUGAGACGAACGCCGGCGUGACACACACCCACGGCGAAAAUGCUCAGCUCUCAGACGGUUUAACACUGCGGCCUUUCUGCUCCCUACAUACACACAGCAUUCACAAAGUCAGCCUUGGCAACACAGAUGCAGUAAUACACACUUACACCAAGACCCAUGGACACUGAUGACCCCCACCCAUAUCACCUGUAUGGACAAUGAUCCAUGAAGUUUAUAACGUGUAGUACCUGUACUGAUCUUUAAUAGAGAUGCUAUUGUUUUUUUUUAACCACUAGGUGGCGGUAGUUGGUGUUGUGGUGGAAGGGGUGUGGGCCUGAAUGUUAGAAGCUCAAAACAACACACACACACACACACACACUCUCACAUUUGACCUGUUUUGUCCCCACACUUAAAGAAAACAAGAUAAUGAAAUAAUGUACGCACACAAAAUGGGUAUAUAAAACACUCAAAUACUGUGACAAGAAUAUGUGUCAUGAGUCAUGACAACCUACAGUAUGCGUCAUAUUUCUCAAAACUAAAUAAAGUAUCCCACUUUU
Messenger RNA from Sardina pilchardus (European sardine), 1784 nucleotides. RefSeq names its product THUMP domain containing 2 (gene thumpd2). Bases 27 to 1415 code for a protein of 462 amino acids. The record is from RefSeq and is a predicted model, not a curated record. The transcript has 10 exons. Gene Ontology annotation, biological process: tRNA methylation. Lineage: Eukaryota; Metazoa; Chordata; Actinopteri; Clupeiformes; Clupeidae. Gene Ontology annotation, molecular function: RNA binding; tRNA (guanine) methyltransferase activity.